Symbiodinium sp. CCMP2456 is the source of this 1635-nucleotide messenger RNA. NCBI's taxonomy places the organism in Eukaryota, Dinophyceae, Suessiales, Symbiodiniaceae. The record is from the annotation of a GenBank genome assembly.
AUGCCUGGGCCGUACCCGGAUAGUAUUUGGUUGCUCACAGCGCAGGCCCCGACACGCUUUCAUACCGACCGGCGAUCCCGAUCGCCUCUUUGGCGCUCGGUUGCAACGGCACUCCAGGCCCCUACAGCAAACUUCUCUUUCCUUCCGGCCGCCCCUGCUAUUCGUGAUCAUGCACAGCAGGGCAUGUCAACCACGCAGGUCUUUAUUGCGGCGCACCAUGAGCAGGUGCCGUACAUACUGGAUUUGAGAAGGGUGCUCUUGGACAUCGUUUGGGCGACAGCCCCUCGCGGCCUCGUCGAGGUUCAACCCAUUUGUGCUAGACAACAGCGUCGCUGCCCUCCGGGCUUUUCCAUUCGUCUAUUUGGGGGAGCGGCGGCCGUCGGCGGAGCCAAUCACUCCAGGCAGGUCUUGGCCACGGUUUUUCAUUUAGGCCAGAUGACCAAGGCCACGACCACGGCCCGGAUGAAGAAGGCGGUCAGUGGCAUGCCUGGCCAAUUGGAUGUAGUUGCCCCAAAAGCCGACCUUCCGGACGCCCGGUUUGCGCCAGACACUUCUUCUCCUGGGCCUCAGGUUGUUGGUGUCCCGGCUCCACGCCAGCCCGUUGUUCUUGAGAGCUUGCUUCCGGUCAGCGAGUUCCAGGCUUCCUGUCUUUCGCUGCAAGCUCUUUUCUCCUUCCCCGACAAAGACGCGGAAGAUUGGCUGGACAAUGAUAUGAGUCUUCUCACAGAAGACUCCCAUGUUCCGCUUGAAUGGAGAACCAAGUUUGUCAAUGUGUGCAAGUGGCAUGAUUAUGGCGAACCACAGCCGUGGGCCAUUCAUGUGUUCACAGAUGGGUCCGCGUCCAGCGGGCGUCAUGACAUCUCGCCUUGCUCGUGGGCUUUCUCGGUCUGGUUUGAUACAGAGUGGGGUCGCCUACUGUAUGGCUUUGCGUCGGAAACCUCUGCCAUUUGUGAUUCACCCUUCUUCUUAGGAGAGUGUGAAGAGACGGCGUUGGUGGGGGAACAGCUCGCCCUUGCGUGGGGACUUGCAUGGACCAUUGAGUUUGCGCCCAGAUUUCAGGUGGAAGUCUUUUUUCACUACGAUGCCCAGAGUGCCGGCAAAGGUGCCUUUGGCGAAUGGGGCCCUCCGUGCCGUGCUGCCAUCGUCACAGGUAUGCCUGACAUUGCUACUGUCCUUGUCCACCUAAGACAUAUCGCGGCCCAGCUCUGCCCACUGUGGCACGAUUACGUUGCCGCCCAUGCUGGGCACAUCGAAAACGAGUUGUCUGACCAGCUGGCCAAGCAGGCACGGCGUGGUCCUCGCAACUACUAUGACAGGGUUGCACCUACUUGGCCCGCACAACUUGCCAAACAUCGUCUUCUUCCUUGGGCAUGGAUGCUCUUUGAUAGCUAUUUCGAUCUUCCCACACUUUUUGCCAUGGAAUCGGAGGCUGGACGACUCCAGCAGACCGAUGACCGUCCCAGUCAGGCCCCUUCUCCAGGUGUUGUCUCAAAAGAAUCUGGCAGUUGCACAGUUGUAAUGGACUUCAAGGCAGUCUCCUACAAUGUGUUGACUCUUCGCGAUUCCAAGACACAUGGAGACGGGCCUCUGCCCGCGGCUGGCAUGCGCAUCACAGGCAAGAAGGAGCUUCUCAAG